GAAGCAGCUACUCUGUGGUUAGGGUCUGAACCGGAAGUGAAUUCUGAUUUCUCUUAAGGUUGCUGGAUUUGUUUCUCUACUCGGUUGUUGGAGGUCAUAGAGAGUAAACAGCCAUGGGCGGGGAUCACGGCCACAGCAAGCUGCCCAUGCCGGACCUCAAGACGUGGAAAUGGGAAGGGACUCCUUUGGAGUUCACGCAGCAGCGGCUCGCUCGGAGAGGACUGAAGGACCCCUGGGCAAGGAACGAAGCGUGGAGGUACUCCUUCCGUCCGCCGGUCACGUUCAGCGAAGUUCUGCUGCGUGGAUUCAGAACAGGAUUCAUCGCGUUCGCGGUGGCCCUGGCUGUCGAGUACACGUUCUUCCCUCCGAAGAAGUCAGACCACUGAGUCUCGCCUGCACGAGACACUCUGAAGCCCCGAAGAGACCCUCAAUCAUCAGACUCUAAUGUUCACUGCAGGUUAAUAAGCCAGCUGUAAUGUUCCUCUGUGUCCCACACGCUGUAUCCGUGUUCCGCUGAAUGAGAAAUAAACAUAUGAUGUGUAAUAA
Molecule: messenger RNA, 546 nt
Organism: Ictalurus punctatus (channel catfish)
Lineage: Eukaryota; Metazoa; Chordata; Actinopteri; Siluriformes; Ictaluridae
Gene: ndufb3
Product: NADH:ubiquinone oxidoreductase subunit B3
Exons: 3
Coding region: 114-386 (90 amino acids)
Biological process (GO): electron transport chain; mitochondrial respiratory chain complex I assembly
Cellular component (GO): mitochondrion
Source: RefSeq, a predicted model, not a curated record